AAGAAGGAAGACUGCUUAAUUAAUGUACAUUGCAAUGCUCUGGUAUGGCAGAGGUCUUUAGACUUCAUUCAUAAAUUCAACAGUGCACGUGGACGAAAAAUUUGAACGAGGCAAAGGAGACAGGCGCUCGAUAGGAAACUUGGAGAGAAACAGUGAACCAUAACUUAUCCAACAUCGAACAAAAACACAUUUAGAAGUCGUGAAGCCGAAAUCUUUGGCUCUUGACAUACUGUGUCUUCGAAUAGGGCCCGAGAGGUGGAUUAGCGUGUAAAGACAUAGGGCAUAGCGGACUCUCUCAGAAUGAUUAUCUUCUGUAGUCUCGUGCUUCUAUCAGAAUUAUUAAUCAUUGGUUCCUGCCUCAGUGUGGAACAAAGUGAUCAAAGUGCCAACCACCUUGAUAUCCACGAUGAUCCUACAGAACUUGUCAAACUGCUUUUAGAGCGGAGCAUACUGGCCAGUCACAAGAGGCCAAGGAAAGCCGUUUCGUACAGUGUUGUUAAGUUCAAGAACGAAAAUAAAAAACCAAAGCGCAAGGAUGUGUAUCCAUCGACAUGGGGCAACUUCAUACUUUAUUGCCGGACUGGUUGGUUGCUUCAAAUUUUGCCCAAUGGAAUUGUAAACGGGACCAACAACAUCAAUGAAGUAAAUGCUGUGAUGCAAGUCCAAGUUAUUGGACCAACGAAAAUAAGAAUCAAAGGAAUAGAGUCAGGAAGAUACAUAGCAAUUAACUCAAGAGGACGCCUGAUUAGUAAGCGGUAUCCAACCAGAGAGACUGUGUUCCAAGAAGAAGUUCUUGAAAAUCACUACCACACAUUCAAUUCUUGGCAACACUCUCAAGACGGGACAAAACCCUGGUACAUUGGAAUAAGAAAAAAUGGAUAUCCGAAAAAGGCAUCAAAGACAAAAGUUGGAAAUACUUGUAUUCAGUUCUUAAAGAUUCCUCUUUCUGCAAAGAAAUAAAUAGCCAUAAUGCUGCUUCAAUACCGUGUCAGAAAGCAAGUGGGAGUCGGAAAAUCGUGAUUCCAGUGCAGAUGAAAUGCUUCAGGAGAGUAUCCCAAAAAGACAAGAAUAAACCAAUAUUCACAAUAAAGAUUCUAUUGCACAAAGAUUAAAGAAACGGUGCGUAGAUCUGUGCCAUUUGUGAAAAGUAGCAGAAUAUAUCCUAGGGAAGGAGACUUACAGCCUCUGGAAAUGUCAUUAUGAUGAUGUUCAUAUUAUUAACGCAAACAGCUGGAUGAACAAAAUAAAGAUUGUAUAUAGAAUGUUCAGAAUGCUCGUUUGCAAAGAAAGAAGCUACGUUAUGAAUCUUAUUUUAUUCGCUGAUGGUAAAGAUACUGCCAGAUCAGAAAGGCCUAAAGAUACGAAAAAGUGUAAGAAAGCAUAAGACAUAUUGCUAUCAUGUUACCCUAAAUUUCAUAAUUGGGCCAAUGACCCCAAAGUUUAGCGCUGUAAAUGUCCAAAAGUCAGAACAAAGUCAGAGCAGCGUCUUUUUGUAAUGAAGAAAAUGCCUUUAGAAGCUGUCAGCUGGUCUGGCAUUCUGUUACGAAGGUGUUUAAAAACGUAAUAUUUCAUGGAAAUAUCAAACCUUG
This is a messenger RNA of Rhopilema esculentum, 1589 nucleotides long. RefSeq names its product fibroblast growth factor 1. The record is from RefSeq and is a predicted model, not a curated record. Gene Ontology annotation, molecular function: growth factor activity. Lineage: Eukaryota; Metazoa; Cnidaria; Scyphozoa; Rhizostomeae; Rhizostomatidae.